AUGGCGGCCCGCGAGGCCUCCGCCCCGGCGCCGGCCCCCGCAGGCGACGGGCCGAGCCGCCCGCCGCGGCCCACGCUCGCCCUGCCCCCGCGCUCCGCCGUCGAGUCCCUCUUCGCCGCCGGCGCCUCCUCCUCCUCGGCCGGCGCCGCCGAGACCAGCCCCGGCCCGCUCACCCUCGCCGCCGCGCUCUUCCCCGACGCGCCCUCCCCGGCCUUCCACGGCUCCUUCACCCAGCUCCUCGUCGGCGCCAUAGGCUCCCCGGCCGCCGUACCCUCGCCGCCCUCCCCGUUCGCCGUCCCGCCGGGGCUCAGCCCUGCCACGCUCCUCGGCUCCCCCGGCCUCUUCUCCCCAACGGGGAGUUUUGAGAUGUCCCAUCAACAAGCCUUAGCACAAGUAACGGCACAAGCAGUCCAUUCUCAGUACAAUAUGAUAAAUCACGCAGAUUACGCUAUUCCUUUUUCGUCGACAACGACACCAGCUUUGAUCACAGCACAGCAUGCCAAUUCUUCUGCCAAUGUGACAUCAGCAGAGGAGAAACCAGCUCUGCCGUCACAUACAGGUAAUAGCAACAUUGAAUCAAAUGAGGUUUCACAAGGACUCAAAACUUCUGCACCCACUUUUGAUAAACCUGCUGGCGAUGGAUACAACUGGCGGAAGUAUGGCCAGAAGGCAGUUAAGGGUGGCGAGUAUCCAAGGAGUUACUACAAAUGUACCCACGCGAGUUGUCCAGUUAAGAAAAAAGUGGAGCGCUCAGCAGAAGGACACAUCACUCAAAUAAUUUAUAGAGGCCAGCACAAUCACCAGCGUCCACCAAAAAGGAGGUCCAAAGAUGGUGGUGGUCUACUAAAUGAAACAGAUGAUUUCCAUGAGAAUGAAGACACUUCAACUAGAUCAGAACAUGAGGGGUCAAAUGAUGGCAUGGCAGGGCCUUCAGUGUCAAGAAGGGGAGAGGGAGAUGAGCAAUUGUCAGGCUCAAGUGAUAGUGAUGAGGAGCGAGAUGAUGAACAAAGGGCAGGCAAUGGAGAUCCUGGCUAUGCAAAUGCAAACAGAAGGUGGUUUCUAUCAUGA
Molecule: messenger RNA, 1068 nt
Organism: Miscanthus lutarioriparius
Lineage: Eukaryota; Viridiplantae; Streptophyta; Magnoliopsida; Poales; Poaceae
Source: the annotation of a GenBank genome assembly